Mus caroli (Ryukyu mouse) is the source of this 965-nucleotide messenger RNA. RefSeq names its product ARF like GTPase 16 (gene Arl16). Gene Ontology annotation, molecular function: GTP binding; GTPase activity. Lineage: Eukaryota; Metazoa; Chordata; Mammalia; Rodentia; Muridae. The record is from RefSeq and is a predicted model, not a curated record.
UCACGGCGCGGUAGCGGAGGUACGAGCGCGUUAACCAGGGAAGGGAUGUGUCUCCUGCUGGGGGCUGCUGGGGUCGGGAAGACCCUGCUGGUGAAACGUCUUCAGAAGCUGAGCUCCGGAGAUGGCAAAGGCGACCUGGGAGAGCCCCCACCGACGCGGCCCACGGUGGGCACCAACCUUACAGACAUUGUGGCCCACAGGAAGAUCACCAUCCGAGAGCUCGGGGGAUGCAUGGGCCCCAUCUGGUCCAGUUACUAUGGAAACUGCCAUUCGCUCUUGUUCAUGAUGGAUGCCUCUAACCCCACCCAGCUCUCUGCAUCCUGCAUGCAGCUCCUGGGUCUCCUUUCUGCAGAAGAACUUGCAAAAGCCUCGGUCCUCAUACUCUUCAAUAAAAUUGACCUACCCUGUUACAUGACCAUGGAGGAAAUGAAGUCAUUGAUGAGGCUUCCGGACAUCAUUGCUUGUGCCAAGCAGAACAUCACCACAGUAGAAAUAAGUGCCAGGAAUGGCACUGGACUGGCAACAGUAUUGCUCUGGCUCCAGAAUCAACACAGGCACAGCAGUUGACAGCAAGAUGGAGAAGUAUGGCUGACCCCACCCAGUGCCUAGGAGGCAAAUGCAUGAGAGCCUGAGGUGUUUGAUAGGAGCAGGCCACCCAGUGUAUCUGCAAGUGAUGGGGGUCUGCGCUGUGACCAGUGAACAAGCACACACUUACAAACACCACUGUCAUAUCACUUCUAAACAAUGGUCCCAAGACAGAACAAACUGCAGGUGUCUUCAUGUCUCCCACCAAGAAACUGGACCCACUGAGGGCUUUGGACUGCACGGAGCUCAGGUCAUUUUUAUAGUACAGACUCUGCCCUUCUGAGUUCCUAUAUCCUGACCAUGUUGCCCAGAAAAAAAUAUAGUUAAUGAAGUUAAGAAUUGGGAAGUGGGGCUGGAGAGAUGGUUCAGUGGUUAAGAGC